GCAACGGGAGUUUGAUUAUACAGUUCGCCGUGGAAGAUUUAUCUUCAAUUUUUGUCGUUAGACGGGGCCUAAUCUCACAUUUAUCGCAAACAGAGAUAUUGUUUAUCGUCGGUUGUUUUAUGUUGUUCAUUCUGUGUCUUUAUAGUUAGUUUGUGCUCACUGACGGAGACAGAUGGCGGCUGAUUUAAUCGUGUUAGUCAAUUAGCUUGCUAGCUAACGUUAGCACGUCGAGCUAAUCUCUUCGCUGAAAGUAAUCCCAACAUUGAAUGGCUUCUUCGUUCUCGUUUUAUUCAUCUUGAAAGAAGCAGUCUGAACAACCUUUAGGAAUCAAGCAGACAGUUUUCUUGGUCGAAAAGCAUAACUGGAAUAUUAUCUAAACGACUUUGAAAUUAAAAGAAGAUGGAGCUCCACCUACAUAGACUCGAUUAUACUCAGGUUGGUGUGACAUCCCAGAAAACUAUGAGGUUACUUCCAGCGUUGGGAAAAAAAUCAACCCAAAAGGUUGCCAUAGCUGAUCAUGAUGGUGUAGUUACAUGCUUUGGGAUGAAGAAGGGAGAAGCAGUGCCUGUGUUUAAAACGCUCCCUGGAGCAAAGGUAGCCAGAAUGGACCUUGGAGGUGCAGAGGGAACUCCCCAGGAGAAGAUCUUUGUCUGUUCUGGUUCUCAGGUUCGAGGAUUCACUAAGAAAGGAAAACAGUUCCUCACCUUUGAGGCCAACCUCACGGAGAGCAUUAAUGCCUUGCAUGUCUCAGGAGCUGACCUUUUUGUCUGUGCAAGUUACAUCUACAACCACUACUGUGACUGCAAGGACCAAGACUACUUCCUUUCUGGAGACAAAAUUAAUGACAUCACAUGUGUAUCCUCAGAAAAGCUUCCUCACCUCAUCCCUGUGUUAGCUUGCCAAGAUCGAGUUCUCAGAGUCUUACAGGGAUCUGAACUAUCUUAUGAUAUUGAAGUUCCCGGCCCUCCAUCUGUUCUGGAACUUUUUAAUAAAGAUGGAGGAGAGGAAGUCCUUUAUGGAACCACUGAUGGAAAAAUUGGACUGGUUCAGAUUGGUGACUGUGAUGCUGCAACCAAAUGGGAGAUUGGAAAUGAAAAAAGGAAAGGAGGAAUUCUUUGCAUUGACACUUAUGACAUCAUUGGCGAUGGUGUGAAUGACAUCCUGGUGGGCAGGGACGAUGGGACAGUUGAAGUCUAUGGUUUUGACAGCUCCAGAGAGCCUACAUUACGCUUUGAACAUGUGUUGACAGAGAGUGUGACCUCCAUCCAAGGGGGCUGUGUGGGGAAAGAGUCGUAUGAUGAGGUCUUAACUGCCACCUAUACAGGAUGGGUGACUGGGCUGACCUCUGAACCCCAGAGGGCCGAGGCUGUACAAGGAGACGAAGUCAGAUUGAGCAAGGAGACCCAGUCUAAAAUAGAAGCACUCAGUGCAGAGCUCGAGCAGCUGCAGGUUAAAGUUCUUCAGGGGCGUGAGCAAUACCAACAGUCCAGUCAGUCCAGCACAGCCGUCUCUGCUGUGCCUGUUUUCAGCAUCAAUGACAAGUUCACGCUCUGCCAGGAUGACGCCAGCUACAGUCUCACUCUGGAAGUGCCGACGGCCAUCGAUAACCUACUCUUGCAGAGUGAUGUCCCCAUAGACCUGCUGGAUGUAGAUAAGAACUCAGCCGUUGUCAGUUUCAGUGAAUGCGACUCACAGCAACCUAAUGGAAACUUCCUCCUGGCCACAUACAGAUGUCAAGCUAAUACAACCAGACUUGAGCUUAAGGUGAGAUCCAUUGAGGGACAGUAUGGGACCCUGCAGGCUUACAUUACACCCAGGCUGCAGCCUAAGACCUGCCAGGUUCGACAGUAUCAGAUCAAACCGCUUUCUCUGCACCAGCGGACACACAGCAUAGACCCAGACAGGCCAAUGAACCAACUCAGUCUGGUGGGGCAGUUCAGUUUUGCUGAAAUUCAUUCCUGGGUGGUUUUCUGUUUGCCAGAGGUGCCUGAAAAAACACCUGCAGGGGAGAGUGUGACCUUCUACUUCCACAACACGUUCCUCGGCACACAGAUUGAAGCCACAUACUGCAAAGGGGAGGGUACCUUUAAGUCAGACAACAUUUCUACCAUCUCCAUCCUCAGAGAUGUUCUCUCUAAAGAGGCGACCAAAAAGAAAAUAAAUCUAAAUAUUUCAUAUGAUAUAAAUGACGACUCAGUCAGUCAUACUCUCCGGAUGAUCCAUCCAAAACUGGAGUACCAGCUACUGUUGGCAAAGAAAGUUCAGCUUAUCGAUGCUCUCAAAGAGCUCCAGGUACAUGAGGGGAAUGCUGAUUUCCUAAUACCAGAGUACCGCAGCAUCUUGGACGAGUCUGCCAAUCUUCUGGAGGAGUACAAGAAGCAGCCAGCACACCUUGAUAGGCUCUAUGGGAUGAUCACUGAUCUUCUUAUUGACAAAUUCAAGUUCAAGGGCAAGAAUGUGAGAACAAAAGUAUCAUCAAUGCUGCAGAUACUUGACCAUUAUGACUUAAAUUCACUAUUAGACUUUUUCAGUGAACCAUGAAGUCAGACAAACCAGAAAUUUAUAUUUUUCUGUUUUAUCUCUGGGCUGCUUUGUCCUGUAAUCACAUCACAGAAUGGUAAUUAUCCAACACUGAUGUUUAUGUUGUUUCAAAUUAUGGUCUUUUAUUGUAUUUAGAAACUAUUUAUAAAUAUAAUAUUAAUAUUGCAGAAUAAUAAAAUAUUCAAUCUUUUGA
This is a messenger RNA of Xiphophorus maculatus (southern platyfish), 2734 nucleotides long. RefSeq names its product Bardet-Biedl syndrome 7 (gene bbs7). The transcript is spliced from 19 exons. Gene Ontology annotation, cellular component: membrane; BBSome; neuron projection. Gene Ontology annotation, biological process: intracellular transport; intracellular protein localization; non-motile cilium assembly. Gene Ontology annotation, molecular function: protein binding. The coding region runs from base 400 to 2541 and encodes 713 amino acids. The record is from RefSeq and is a predicted model, not a curated record. Lineage: Eukaryota; Metazoa; Chordata; Actinopteri; Cyprinodontiformes; Poeciliidae.